This is a messenger RNA of Galeopterus variegatus (Sunda flying lemur), 2487 nucleotides long. RefSeq names its product transient receptor potential cation channel, subfamily V, member 2 (gene TRPV2). Gene Ontology annotation, cellular component: membrane. The transcript has 14 exons. The record is from RefSeq and is a predicted model, not a curated record. Lineage: Eukaryota; Metazoa; Chordata; Mammalia; Dermoptera; Cynocephalidae. Gene Ontology annotation, biological process: calcium ion import across plasma membrane. Gene Ontology annotation, molecular function: calcium channel activity; protein binding. Bases 1 to 2331 code for a protein of 776 amino acids.
AUGACCUCGCCCUCCAGCUCUCCAGCCUUCAGGCUGGAGACGACAGACAGAGGCCAGGAAGAUGGCGCUGAGGUGGACAAAGGAAAGAGGGGCUAUGGGGAUGGGCCACCCCCCAUGGAAUCACCGUACCAGGGCGAGGACCGGAACUUCUCCCCUCAGAUCAAAGUGAACCUCAAUUACCGAAAGGAAGCAGGUGCCAGCCAGCCAGACCAAAACCGCUUUGACCGUGACUGGCUCUUCGGCGUGGUCUCCAGGGGUGUCCCCGAGGAUCUGGCUGGGCUACCAGAAUACCUGCGCCGGACCAGCAAAUACCUCACUGACUCGGAGUACACAGAGGGCUCCACAGGGAAGACGUGCCUGAUGAAGGCUGUGCUUAAUCUUCAGGAUGGGGUCAAUGCCUGCAUCCUGCCACUGCUGCAGAUUGACAGGGACUCCGGCAAUCCCCGGCCCCUGGUCAAUGCCCAGUGCACGGAUGAGUACUACCGAGGCCACAGUGCCCUGCACAUUGCCAUUGAGAAGAGGAGCCUGCAGUGCGUGAAGCUUCUGGUGGAGAAUGGGGCUGACGUGCAUGCCCGGGCCUGUGGCCUCUUUUUCCAGAAAAACCAAGGGACUUGCUUCUAUUUUGGCGAGUUGCCCCUCUCUCUGGCGGCAUGCACCAAGCAGUGGGAUGUAGUGACCUACCUCCUGGAGAACCCGCACCAGUGUGCCAGCUUGCAGGCCACCGACUCCCUGGGCAACACAGCCCUGCACGCCUUGGUGAUGAUCGCAGACAACUCAGCUGAGAACAGCGCGCUGGUGAUCCGCAUGUACGACAGGCUCCUCCAAGCCGGGGCCAGCCUCUGCCCCCCCGUGCAGCUUGAGGACAUCCCCAACCUGCAAGGCUUCACACCCCUGAAGCUGGCUGCUAAAGAGGGCAAAAUCGAGAUUUUCAGGCACAUCCUGCAGCGGGAGUUCUUGGGACCAUACCAGCCUCUUUCUCGAAAGUUCACGGAGUGGUGCUACGGACCUGUCCGGGUGUCGCUGUAUGACUUGGCCUCUGUGGACAGCUGGGAGGAGAACUCAGUGCUGGAGAUCAUCGCCUUUCAUUGCAGGAGCCCGCACCGACACAGAAUGGUGGUCUUGGAGCCACUGAACAAACUCCUGCAGGCAAAAUGGGAUCUGCUCAUUCCCAGAUUCUUCUUCAACUUCCUGUGUUAUCUGACCUACGUGUUCGUCUUCACCACUGUGGCCUACCACCAGCCUGCCCUGGAGAAGGCAAGGGCAGGGAGGGCACGCCCUGGGGGAGGCCUGCUUGAAACAGCCCUGGAGGAGGAUGGGGCAGGGAUUUCCAUCCCUGUCCUGCAAGGGACAACACUGAGGCUUAGGGGGCUUGAGCUCCUACUCAGCCAGCUGUGGUACUUCUGGCGGCGCCGCCUGUUCAUCUGGAUCUCGUUCGUGGACAGCUACUUUGAAAUCCUCUUCCUCGUCCAGGCCCUGCUCACAGUGCUGUCCCAGGUUCUGUAUUUCCUGGCCGUCGAGUGGUACCUGCCCCUGCUUGUGUUCUCACUGGUGCUGGGCUGGCUGAACCUGCUGUACUACACGCGAGGCUUGCAGCAUACAGGCAUCUACAGCGUCAUGAUCCAGAAGGUCAUCCUGCGGGACCUGCUCCGCUUCCUCCUGGUCUACCUGGUCUUCCUCUUUGGCUUCGCUGUAGCCCUGGUGAGCCUGAGCCGGGAGGCCUGGGGCCCUGGGACCCCCGCAGGCCCCAACAGCACAGAGGCAGCACAGCCCGAAGUGGGACAGGACCAGGCAGGCGAUGUGGCCCCAUACGGGGGCAUCCUGGACGCCUCCUUGGAGCUGUUCAAGUUCACCAUCGGCAUGGGCGAGCUGGCCUUCCAGGAGCGGCUCCGCUUCCGCGGGGUGGUGCUGCUGCUGCUGCUGGCCUACGUGCUGCUCACCUACAUCCUGCUGCUCAACAUGCUCAUCGCCCUCAUGAGCGAGACCGUCAACAGCGUGGCCACUGACAGCUGGAGCAUCUGGAAGCUGCAGAAAGCCAUCUCUGUCCUGGAGAUGGAGAAUGGCUACUGGUGGUGCAGGAGGAAGAAGCAGCGCAUGGGGGUGAUGUUGACAGUGGGCACCAGGCCGGAUGGUAGCCCCGAUGAGCGCUGGUGCUUCAGGGUGGAGGAGGUGAACUGGGCCGCGUGGGAGCAGACGCUGCCCACGCUGUGCGAGGAGCCGUCAGGGGCAGGCGUCCCUGGCACGAGGAAGAACCCCACCCUAGCCUCCCAACCGGGGGAGGACAGAACCUCAGAGGAAGACCAGCUGCCCCUCCAGCUGCUCCAGUCCCACUGAUGGCUCAGAUGCAGCAGGAGGCCAGCAGGGAAGAGCAGGAAUGUUUCCACCUACACCCGCUGGCUCUAUGGCCCCAGUGUAUCUUGGUGACAAAUACUGAAAUAGAGCUCCCUACACCCUCAUAAUGUAUGCUAUCUGCUUCUGUAAAAUUGCUUG